Molecule: messenger RNA, 1527 nt
Organism: Zasmidium cellare ATCC 36951
Lineage: Eukaryota; Fungi; Ascomycota; Dothideomycetes; Mycosphaerellales; Mycosphaerellaceae
Exons: 10
Coding region: 1-1527 (508 amino acids)
Biological process (GO): transmembrane transport
Cellular component (GO): membrane
Molecular function (GO): transmembrane transporter activity
Source: RefSeq, a predicted model, not a curated record
AUGCUUGUCUUGAUAGCCAAAGUAACAACGCCUGGUCCUGGCUUAUCUCGUGGCUUGAGCGAGGGAGGGCGAGGUGCAGACGCUGCUGUCCUUGCGGCGAACGGCCAUGACACUGUCAUGAGACGUUCGUUCAGUUGGCUGGCGGCUUUGGGGUUGGGGUUCUCGAUCACGAACUCGUGGGUUGGAUAUCUUAGCUGCUUCGGACAGAAUCUCAACUAUGUUGGCCCAGCUGCGGUCAUCUUCGGCCUGUUAGCCGCCUUCUUCUGCCAGGGGUUUGUCUCUCUGGGCCUCGCAGAGCUCGCGUCGGCAUUUCCUAGCAGUGGAGGACAGUAUCACUUCGUCUACGUCCUCUCCACAGAAAAGACCAAGAGAUUUGCAGCUUAUAUCGUUGGGUGGACAUCGGUCCUGGCUUGGUGGACCGUGACAUGUUCUGGGCUGUCUCUCGCCGCCAUCACAAUCAGCGGCAUAGCGAACUUCUGGCAUCCCGAGUGGACGCCUACGUCGUGGCAGACGUACCUCAUCUAUGUCGCAUUCUUUCCCUGUUCCUCGCACUUCCUGUCCAUCAUCGGAUGCGUCAUGUUCCUCAUCACGACCUGCGUAAUGCACGAGGAGACUCAGCCGGCCUCAUACUUAACGCAGCCGAGACUCGGUGUUAGUGGGUGGUCGACAUCGGCGGCGUGGUUGCUGGCGAUCAGCAAUGGCAUGUAUGCGUAUGGUGGGACUGAUGGCGCCAUCCACAUCAGCGAAGAGAUUAUCAAUCCUGGACGUCGCGUACCGCAGGUCAUGAUAGCGACGAUGACGCUGGGGCUUGGGACGACGUUGCCGCUUUUUAUUCCGUUGAUGCUGUUCAGUACGGAUUUGGAUGCUGUUCGAUCGUCGCCAUUGCCGUCCAUUGAGCUGGUCUAUCAAGCCACGGGAAGCAAAGCCGUCACAACGUUUCUGAUGGUCUGGCUAUGGCUGGUGUACAUGGGCAGCCUCCCCGCCCAAUGGGUAACAGCAGGCCGAAUCGCCUGGGCAUUCGCACGAGACCACGGCACCCCCUUCCCCCAAUUCUUCACCCACAUCUCCCCCCGCCUACACUUCCCCGUCCGCUCCACCCUCGCGGCAUUCACCUUCGCCUGCCUCUACGGCCUGCUCUACCUCGCAUCCACAACAGCUUUCAACUCCAUCAUGACCUCCGCCGUCCUCUUCCUCAACCUCUCCUACGCCAUCCCGCAAGGAAUCCUGCUCGUCCGGGGCCGCGCCAGAAUGCUUCCAACACGCUAUCUCAGCCUGGGGUGGUUCGGGACGUUCUGCAAUGCGUUUGCGGUGGUGUGGACGGCGGUGCUGACGGUGAUUACUUGCUUUCCGCCGAGUCUGCCGGUGACGGUUGCGGCGAUGAAUUAUACGAGUGUAGUGCUUGUGGGGAUGAUUUUGAUUGUGUUGGGGCUGUGGUUUGCGGUUGGGAGGAAGAAAUUCACAGGCCCAAAGAUUAGCUGGGAGAUGUUGGAGGAGGCGAAUCGGUUGGCGAGGUCGAAGAGAGAUUGA